AGGAUUCAAGUCAAUUUGUGAUUCCGUCCAAGCGAUUGGACUUUCCAUUGACGUCCAUCAUUGUCAAACGCGUUCUUUUACAUUGGCUAAACUUCGACGUUUCAGUAGGCAGGAAAGAUUGGUAAGAACGGAUGCCAGUCAUUUGGAGGCGGCCAUCUGAACGAACAACGUGUAUUUUGAUUGAUCAAGCAGUAUAAUCCUUGAAAAGCGAUUGGUCACGUCUCAGUGGGGUAGGCGGGGAUUACAGGGCGGUGCCCGGUCUGCCGAGGAUGAAAAUGGCGCCUUGAGGGGGGUCCGUACCGCUGCCGAUUCCUUUCUAGCAGGCUAUUUUGAAAGCUCUGUAGAUUAACAAAACGGUCUAAGACUGGAGAAUUAAAGGAACUGGAGGACGGACAGUGACCGUCCUGUCAAUUACAGUAGAGAAUGUGUGCAUGAAGACUUGAGAUAGUCGCCCAACCCAGACGACAGUGAGAAUAUGUGGUUUUAGGGCACUGGGACAAGCCUAAGGGGGGGGGGCAUGCCGAAUCAGAAUGGUGGGUGCUUGGAACCAGGGAAGGGAAAGAGAUGGGUUUAGGAUCGUAAAGAGAAGAAAAAACGGACUGAGAUAAUGCUGCCUCUAACCUUGGACAGAUGAACAGCACAAAGGUACAGUAGAGAAAAAGAGAUAGAUGACUGUAAGUGAUGAAAGAAAUUCACAAGACUAUCAGGUUAAUAAGGCAGGCUUAGCAUUUCAAACCUUUGGACUUAAGCAAGUUUCCUGAAGUAUCAGUACUGUGUUCAGAUGUACUGAGAAUAAAAUAUAAUUGGUGGGGUUGCAAGGGAUGAUAACAAUCCUUUGCUAUGCUUUUAAAUUGCUUGCUGCAAUAGCCAUACUGUGUUUGCACAAUGAUUUUUUUUUAAUUAAUCCAGUUUAGACUUCAAUGUGCUUAGUUUACAAGCACAUAGAAGUCUAAGCUAGUCAUAGAACCCCCUUGAUUUAACUGACCUCAGUUUAGUUUACUUUGAAUGCAAAAUCAAUUCAUAUACUGUAUACUGCUGUGCAUGUCCCAAUUGCUAUUGUAUGCAUGCUUCAGAUACAUAAAACAUGCAUAUAUAAAAUCCUGUUCAGAUUUUGAUUAUUCUGCUUUAACUUUGUUUAUAAUAUAAUGCUCAACGCAACACAUUGAAACACAAAUUAGCCAACUGUAGUUUCGGGCAGUGUGUUCUGCAGACCUAACCAAUGGAAUUGAAAAAGAAAUUGUGGUCCAUAGGAUCCUAAAGAAUAUCCAGAAGAAAACAUCUUCCACUGAAGAUGUAGCACAGAUCGCGGGGCUAAAUGCUUGUUAUUUGGCUGAUUGUUUCUAUUAUGAGGUAGCAGAAGAUUUAGAGACAGUAUGGCUGCCACUGCUGCAGUAAGCCCCAGUGAUUACUUACAGCCUGCUGCUUCAGCAGCUCAGGAUUCUCAGCCAUCUCCAUUAGCCCUUCUUGCAGCCACAUGUAGCAAAAUUGGUCCUCCAGCUGUAGAAGCAGCAAUUACUUCUCCUGCUCCUCCUCAACCUGCCCCUCGGAAAUUGGUUCCUAUUAAACCUGCUCCACUCCCAUUAAGUUCUAAUAAGAACAGCAUUGGAAUCCUAUCGUCAAAAGGAAAUCUCUUUCAAAUACAAGGUUCCCAACUGGGGACAUCAUAUCCUGGUGGACAGCUAGUUUUUACAAUCCAGAACCCAACUGUAAUCAGCAAAGGAACCCGCUCUCCUGCCAAUAUCCAGUAUCAGACGGUACCACAGAUCCAAACAGCAUCAGGACAGACGAUUCAGGUGCAGCAAAAUUUGGGCAAUCAAAUACAGAUUAUUCCCAGCAAUAUCACCCCUUCUUCUUCCUCUUCAUCAUCAUCGUCCUCUACUUCAGCUCAUAAGCCUGUGCCAAUAAAGCCAGCUCCAGCUCAUAAGUCAUCAGCAUCCAGUCUCCACAACACAAGUAGUGUUGUCAAGUUAACUGGCACCAGUGGCAAUGUUACACUUACUCUUCCAGUGAGCAAUCUUGUAACUGCUGGGGAGACUAGUUCUCAAAGUCAAGUUGUGCCCGACAGCCCCUCUAAACCAAGCAGAAAAUCCCGAAAGAAAAUGGUAUCACAAGCUCAGACAACUGCAAUGGCUAUGGCAGAGCAAGUGGAAACAGUCUUAAUAGAGACUACAGCUGACAACAUUAUCCAGGCAGGGAACAAUCUGUUGAUUGUGCAGAGUCCUGGCUCUGGGCAGCCAGCUGUGGUCCAACAGGUGCAAGUAGUUCAGCCCAAACAGGAGCAACAGGUAGUUCAGAUACCACAGCAAGCCCUACGGGUAGUCCAGGCAGCUUCAGCCACACUCCCUACAGUUCCCCAAAAGUCCCAACAAAACUUCCAGAUCCAGACAACGGAGCCAGUUCCCACUCAGGUCUAUUUUAAGACACCUACUGGUGAACUACAGACAAUCCUGCUCCAAGAAGCCUCAGGAGGGGGCCUAAGUAUGGGCCCUGCCCCUGCGGUCUCCUCAGCCACAACCUGCAGCAGCCCUGUACCCCGCAGUUCCCAGUCAGGGGGGAGUACCAAAAAGACGGGGGCUCGUAAAGAGCGUGCUCUGCCAAAGAUCGCCCCUGCUGGAGGCAUCAUCAGCCUGAACGCUGCCCAGCUUGCUGCGGCUGCCCAGGCAAUGCAAACUAUCAGCAUCAAUGGUGUGCAGGUUCAAGGUGUUCCUGUUACCAUCACCAAUACCGGAGGCCAACAGCAGUUAACAGUGCAGAAUGUUUCAGGCAACAAUCUAACCAUCAGUGGCCUGAACCCUACCCAAAUCCAAUUGCAAAUGGAACAAGCACUCUUGGGGGACCUGCAGCCUGGGGAAAAGAGACGGCGAAUGGCUUGCACUUGCCCGAAUUGCAAGGAUGGGGAGAAAAGGUUGGGGGAUCAAGGGAAGAAGAGGCACAUCUGCCAUGUGCCUGAAUGUGGAAAGACCUUCCGCAAGACUUCCCUUCUGCGGGCCCACGUACGUUUACACACAGGCGAGAGGCCUUUUGCCUGCAAUUGGGUCUUUUGUGGAAAAAGAUUCACACGCAGUGAUGAACUGCAACGGCAUGCCCGAACACAUACAGGUGACAAACGUUUUGAGUGUGCCCAGUGCCAAAAGCGCUUCAUUAGGAGUGAUCAUCUGACAAAGCAUUAUAAAACCCACUUAGUCAUCAAGAACUUGUAGGUUGGGAUGCAAGCAGGAAAAGUAAGGAAGCAGUAUGGUGAUGAGCAACUUUUCACUCCUCAUCAUGAAAGAUGGUCUCUGCAAAGGACAGAAAAAAAUAAUUGUCCUGACUGUGUGACUGUUUUCCCAGCCACAUCUGCCCAAGGAAAAAUGGAAUGGUUGCUGCUCCUUCAAUCAAACUGCCUUCAGACUGGCAUAUUCCUUUGGAACUUCUUGAUGAAUGCAUCAGACUUCAAGGUUUGAACCUGAGAUGGAAGAGCAAUGCCAUUUCCAAAUAUGCUGAAAUCAGCACAAACCCAGUGGCAGACCUAGAAAAGCACGGCAAAACCCAUUUAUGCACCUUCCUCAGGAGCUUGCAGAGCCAAGGCCCCCCUCUGCUGCACCAAAGGAACUCCUUAUGGGUUUGAGAGUAGCACCAGCAAAACUGUACCCCACUUAUAAUUUGGGUUCCUCUUCCCACUCGCUCCCAUGUGCUUGUGAAGCUUUUGAAUGAGAGGCAGGGAAACCAUCCAAAAUGGGACUCAGUCCCCCUAGCACAUUCCUACUUUAUAUUUAAAAAUAUAAAUAUAUAUAUAUAUAUAAAUAUAUAUAUCUAUAUAUAUAUAUACACACACACACAUAUAAAAUAACCUCCUUAGGAAGCUUCAUGUUUUUUCUACGGAGAAUGUUGCCUUAUAUUUACCCCAGGUUCAAAUUAUGUAUUGUGAGCGUUUUUUAAUUUAAUAAUUUCUUUAUAAACAAAACAAUCCUUUGCCCUACCUAACAGAGCAGGCAAAGCACUCUGUCAAAACGCAGAGUCUGUGACCUGACCAUGGUCUAUAAACUAGAUAUGCCCUGUGUAUAUACCAGGGAUUUCUAGGGUAUGUGUAGCAGCAGCACUUUGUUCAAGGAAGGAAGAGCAUCUCCCAUAUAUAUAUAUAUAUAUAUAUAUAUAUGAAGCAGAGCUGUGGGACUGUAGCCCACAAAUCCUGAUGUACAUAGUAAAAAGUGCGGGCAAAAGCUAUGUAUGAGCCAUAUGGAAAAUCUAGGGCAAUCUGUUUGCAAUUCUGAAUUACUUGGUUACAAAAAUAAGAGUUAAAAAGUCCAGUACGGAUUUGCACUGUCAAGUUCUAUUGGUCAUUAUUAAUGAUUUGGCAUGUGAAAUGAAAAAAAUCCUUUUCAAAAAUGGAAUUUUCUCAGUCCCCCCCUCCCUCCCCUUUUUUAUUUUGUUUACUUCACUUGAUUCCCCCUGCCUCUUUUUUUUAAUAUCCAAUGCAGCUCUUUUUGUGUACUAUAGUGUAUAUUGUAUCAUAAACUAUAUAUUGCGUUUAAGUGUUUGUUUGUUUCAAAAAUAUACCUUUUGUUAUUUUUGACCUUUUAAAUUAAAACAAAAAUCCAUUUUAUUUUUUAGUUGUAACUGCUUGGCUAUGUUUCUUUAAAUGACAAAUCAUUCUUGUUUUCAAUUAAUGGUGUAACUUGGCAGAGCUGCAUGUAGCUUGCCUAAAAGGGAGUGCUAGACUGAAGGAGAACCAUGCAUUUCUUGAUGAACUGAAAUGUUAGAAUCUCAUACUGAACCAUCCAUUUGAGAACAAAAGAUUAUUUUUCUUAAGUCGAAAGAAUGGGAAAAUGGGUUGUUUAGGUGGCUUGUUGACAACAAAAAUGUAAAAGAGAAGUAUUUUUACUCCUUAAAGACUGCUCAAAGGCAUUUUCAUGCUCAGAUUGUUUUGUCAUGCAGAUAUAAAAAGUUGGUCAGAA
Messenger RNA from Pseudonaja textilis, 4934 nucleotides. The record is from RefSeq and is a predicted model, not a curated record. NCBI's taxonomy places the organism in Eukaryota, Metazoa, Chordata, Lepidosauria, Squamata, Elapidae.